AUGUUUGCCACCGACUCCCCAGCCAAGAAACCGCCGUUCCCCAUCUACUCUACUACCUCUAUGCCACAUUCUGCUCUCUUCACCACAUUCUCCAGCGUGAACCUCGAAUCAUCAAGAGAAAACCAUCUCUCCGAAGAGCUAUCCAAUGACAGUUUCGCGGACUUCCCAGAACCGUCCUAUGAAUCCAAACUUCCAAUGAAGCGUACACUGAUGGAGGCUGCGCCUCUCAAGGAGCGAUCUAAUAAGAAACAAAAGCGUGACGACGCGCCAACUACUUAUCUACCUGAACCGCACGAUAUGCCACCGGUGGAAGAUGAUGGCACCAAGCCUCCGUACAGUUACGCUACGUUGAUCGGGAUGUCAAUUUUGCGCGCUAAUAACCGGCGCUUGACGCUAGCGCAAAUUUACAAGUGGAUCUCCGAUACCUUCUCAUACUACAAGAACAGCGACCCCGGUUGGCAAAACAGCAUCCGACAUAACCUCAGUCUUAACAAGGCAUUUAUCAAGCAAGAGCGACCUAAGGAUGAUCCUGGCAAGGGCAACUACUGGGCCAUCGAGCCCGGGAUGGAAGCGCAAUUCCUCAAAGACAAACAAGUGCGCCGCGCCACCAUGUCGAGUCUUCCUCUCCCCGCCGCUCCUCAGAGAGAUCUCAUGCAACAGUCGCAAACUGCAAGCACCACGACCUGGAUGGUACCGCCGCAGCAUGCUUAUCAUGCGCCACCUCACCAUGCAUCUGCCCCCAGGCCAGCCCCAAAUGACUUGUCUUCGGACGCCACGUUACCUGCGUCGGAUCCUGCUCUUCAAGAUGAUGCGGACGAAGUGAUUCCAGUUCCUGCACCACGCGCAGCGCCUCGUUCCUCGCCACCGCAGGCCAUUCGGUCAUCUCCUCCCAUCGCUCCUCCCCGAUUCGCCCGCCAGGGUACCCCUCCAACCCCCACUCACUCUGGCCCUACCCCUGCACCUCGCCCGCGCAAGCGAAAGUCGAUUACCAUGAAUGACAGCGGUUAUUUCUCGUCUUUGGAGUCAUCGGCUCUAAGACCUAACAAGGCUGGGCACAUUUUGACAUCUGAUCUAGAUAUCGAGCCUCCGCGCAUCAAGCGCGGCCGUGCUGAAGAAGAGAUCGCGCGCAUGCGCAGCUCUUCUCACGAUGUCAGCCCUGGCCAGCCUGCAGCUCGCAAAAACCCCAACCCACCUAUUGGUUCAUCGCCUCUCCGUAGCCAGUAUGUGAGCAUGCAGCCGCCUCCGUUAACGCCCAUCAUCAAGUUUAAGAAGCCGGUCAGACCACCACCAUCUGUGUCUCCAAACACCAACCUGCGAAAUCAUCGCCGAAAGAUACAGCAGAUGGUCAACUCACCCAUCAAGCAUUUGGGUCUUUCUGAAGAUGCUCUCCCUUGGAGUCCGGCUUUCAAUCUUCAGGACGAGUCAUACACCCCUCACGAUCAUUUCCACACCUCCUUUGAUGUUUUCGCGGAUCCUGGAUCAGCACAGUUAUCGUACGGAUCUCCGGAGAAACGCUCCAUCAAACGUCCCCGAAACGACAGUGGGAAUACCGUACUUUCGGACAUCACUUCGGUGAACAUCAAUAGCAGACUGGGCAUGCCCUCGAUGUCCCGCUCCAGGUCCUCAAUCUUCCCCGAGUCACCAUCUAAGCUCCCCGACACAACCCGAUUUGGAGAUGCUGGCCAGGAAGACUUCUUCUCGUUCCAUCUUUUCGAUGAGGGCAAUGACAGCCCAGGCGAAGUCGACGGAGUUGAUCUUCUGCAGGGUUUCCAAAAGAUCGGAGGCAUAAGCAAGGAUGACACCUUGAAGCCCAGGGCGCUUCAUCGACCACAAAUAGGCCACCGCCCCAAUGCGACCUUGUUUUGA
Molecule: messenger RNA, 1866 nt
Organism: Penicillium digitatum Pd1
Lineage: Eukaryota; Fungi; Ascomycota; Eurotiomycetes; Eurotiales; Aspergillaceae
Product: forkhead box transcription factor
Biological process (GO): regulation of transcription by RNA polymerase II
Molecular function (GO): RNA polymerase II cis-regulatory region sequence-specific DNA binding; DNA-binding transcription factor activity, RNA polymerase II-specific
Source: RefSeq, a predicted model, not a curated record